Molecule: messenger RNA, 2825 nt
Organism: Eubalaena glacialis (North Atlantic right whale)
Lineage: Eukaryota; Metazoa; Chordata; Mammalia; Artiodactyla; Balaenidae
Gene: KCNQ4
Product: potassium voltage-gated channel subfamily Q member 4
Exons: 19
Coding region: 1-2568 (855 amino acids)
Biological process (GO): transmembrane transport; potassium ion transport
Cellular component (GO): membrane
Molecular function (GO): voltage-gated potassium channel activity
Source: RefSeq, a predicted model, not a curated record
AUGGCCGAGGCCCCCCCGCGCCUCCUCGGCCUAGCCCCCCCGCCCGCGGACGCCCCCCGCGCCGAGCUGGUGGCGCUCACGGCGGUGCAGAGCGAGCGGGGCGAGGCGGGCGGGGGCGGCUCCCCGCGCCGCCUGGGCCUCCUGGGCAGCCCCCUGCCGCCGGGCGCGCCCCUCCCAGGGCCGGGCUCGGGCUCGGGCUCCGCCUGCGGCCAGCGCUCCUCGGCCGCGCACAAGCGCUACCGCCGCCUGCAGAACUGGGUCUACAACGUGCUGGAACGACCCCGCGGCUGGGCCUUCGUCUACCACGUCUUCAUUUCUGUAGCUACAGUGGCCUCCCCCCUGGACUCCCCUCGGAGAUGUCCCUCUCCAGGGACGACCUCCACCCCAGCCGAGGGCUGGUCCCCAAUUAUAGGUCGGCAGCAGUGGGCCCUGCCGCCUGCCCUGCAGGCUCGGCCAGCUAGCCUGCCCAGCUUGCUGGCCGCUGCACCAGGCCUGGCUCUGGGCACCCUGGGGGAAAAGAAAGAGGAGAGGAGUAGCAGCCACGAUUGGUGCAGAGACCCCCUGUGGCGGACCAGGGAUGGGCCGGGGCAGAGACUUGAGAUCGCUCUGGACUCAGAGGCCUGGAAGGGGCAGGUACAGACCAAAGCCCCAUCUCCCCUCAUCUUCCCCACACCGCCUGCUGCUGCUGUGAGACUCUUGCAGCUCCCAGCCCCCAGCUGCCCCGAGAACUUUCUCUCCCACCCUGACCGUCUGAGAAAGAACAUCACCUGCAUUGGAAAUAAUCCCAGCAAAAGAUUUUUGCUGGUCUUCAGCUGCCUGGUGCUGUCCGUGCUGUCCACUAUCCAGGAGCACCAGGAACUUGCCAACGAGUGUCUCCUUAUCUUGGAAUUCGUGAUGAUCGUGGUGUUUGGUCUGGAGUACAUCAUCCGCAUCUGGUCCGCUGGAUGCUGCUGCCGCUACCGAGGAUGGCAGGGCCGUUUCCGCUUUGCCAGAAAACCCUUCUGUGUCAUCGACUUCAUCGUGUUCGUGGCCUCGGUGGCCGUCAUCGCCGCCGGCACGCAGGGCAACAUCUUUGCCACGUCUGCGUUACGCAGCAUGCGCUUCCUGCAGAUCCUGCGCAUGGUGCGCAUGGACCGCCGCGGCGGCACCUGGAAGCUGCUGGGCUCGGUGGUCUAUGCUCACAGCAAGGAGCUGAUCACCGCCUGGUAUAUUGGGUUCCUGGUGCUCAUCUUCGCCUCCUUCCUGGUCUAUCUGGCUGAGAAGGACGCCAACUCCGACUUCUCCUCCUACGCCGACUCGCUCUGGUGGGGGACGAUUACACUGACGACCAUUGGCUAUGGUGACAAGACACCACACACGUGGCUGGGCAGGGUCCUGGCUGCUGGCUUCGCCUUACUAGGCAUCUCCUUCUUUGCCUUGCCUGCCGGCAUCCUUGGCUCCGGCUUUGCCCUGAAGGUGCAGGAGCAGCACAGGCAGAAGCACUUCGAGAAGCGGAGGAUGCCAGCAGCCAGCCUCAUCCAGGCUGCAUGGCGCCUGUACUCCACCGACACAAGCCGGGCCUACCUGACAGCCACUUGGUACUACUAUGACAGCAUCCUCCCGUCCUUCAGAGAGCUGGCCCUCUUGUUUGAGCACGUGCAACGGGCCCGCAAUGGGGGCCUACGGCCCCUGGAGGUGCGGCGGGCGCCAGUACCCGACGGAGCGCCCUCCCGUUACCCGCCCGUUGCCACCUGCCACCGGCCGGGCAGCACCUCCUUCUGCCCUGGGGAAAGCAGCCGUAUAGGUAUCAAAGACCGCAUCCGCAUGGGCAGCUCCCAGCGGCGGACAGGCCCCUCCAAGCAGCACCUAGCAUCUCCACCGAUGCCCACUUCCCCGAGCAGCGAGCAGGUGGGGGAGGCCAGCAGCCCCACCAAGGUGCAGAAGAGCUGGAGCUUCAACGACCGCACCCGCUUCCGGGCCUCCCUGAGACUCAAACCCCGCGCCUCCACUGAGGAGGGCCCCUCGGAGGAAGUGGCAGAGGAGAAGACCUACCAGUGUGAACUCACAGUGGACGACGUCAUGCCCGCUGUGAAGACGGUCAUCCGCUCUGUCAGGAUCCUGAAGUUCCUGGUAGCCAAAAGGAAAUUCAAGGAGACGCUACGACCAUACGACGUGAAGGACGUCAUCGAGCAGUACUCAGCAGGGCACCUGGACAUGCUGGGCCGGAUCAAGAGUCUGCAGGCCCGGGUGGACCAGAUUGUCGGCCGGGGCCCCGGGGACCGGAAGGCCCGGGAGAAGGGCGACAAAGGGCCCUCCGACACGGAGGCGGUGGAUGAAAUCAGUAUGAUGGGACGCGUGGUCAAGGUGGAGAAGCAGGUGCAGUCCAUCGAGCACAAGCUGGACCUGCUAUUGGGCUUCUACUCGCGCUGCCUGCGCUCUGGCACCUCGGCCAGCCUGGGCACCGUGCAAGUGCCGCUCUUCGACCCCGACAUCACCUCCGACUACCACAGCCGUGUGGACCACGAGGACAUCUCCGUCUCCGCACAGACGCUCAGCAUCUCCCGCUCUGUCAGCACCAACAUGGACUGAGGGGCUUCUCAGGGGCGGGGUAGCACACGGCCAGCCCCUCGGCCUGGCGCUCGGACCCUCCCUCUGAGGCCUCCGGACUCCUCUCUUACUUGAACUCGCUCCCUCGUGGGGAGAGAGGCCACACGCAGUAUUGAGCUGCCUGGGUGGGCGAGAUACCCGAUGUGGGUGCCAGCGACCCGCCCCACCUCAGGAGCGUGAGAUGCCAGGCCGCACGGAGGGCAGCAGCGGCGGCUAUCCCGCGGCCUCUGGGCCCCCCA